This is a messenger RNA of Sturnus vulgaris (Common starling), 3363 nucleotides long. NCBI's taxonomy places the organism in Eukaryota, Metazoa, Chordata, Aves, Passeriformes, Sturnidae. The record is from RefSeq and is a predicted model, not a curated record.
AUGUGUGAAUGCUGGGUUGCAAGAGGGUGUGCUUGCUUGGUGCAAAACCUGUUCUGCUCAGGGUUUAAGGAUUUUAACAAAGCCCUCUGAUCUCACAGCAGCAUUAUCAAUCUAAUACAGAAAAGACAGUGUCAUACUCACUCUUUUCUAAACAGCAUUUGGAUUAUUUCCUGUACAAAGAUUCCACUUCAAGAAGAAAGUCAAGGAGGUCUAUAUUGCAGAAUAGCCUAUGGCAUCAUCAUUGAAACACUCUGCUAUCCUUGUCUCGAGGCUGUCACGUUGCUGUAUGCUGACUUGACUGUCAGAGGACCAGUUUGUAAAUGAAAACUUGAAUGAAUGAAAUUGGAUCUUAGGUUUAGAAGUGGCAAACCAGUUUGAUAGUUAAAAACGGUUUGAUCUGCAAACAUCUGGAAAGGGCCGCUACCAAAAGCAAUAAUUUGCCUUUUGGACCAGGACAGAUGUUGUUAGUAGCCUGUUUGACAGCAGUGUUAUUAUGGUCCCAUAAGGAGAGCAUAAUUAUCAAUUUGCUCUUUUCAGAUGAUGCUAUUUUUAAGAUAGUUUUUGAUGUGUUCGUCUUUCUGUUGAAUAUGCUUCCCUUCUCUAACUCACAAUUUGAAAAUAUUUGCCUAAGCUGAGCAUACUUGAACUGUUUACUAAGCCCACUUUCCUCUCUUCUCAUGUGAAAUUUCUUGUGGUAUGUUAGUCGUAACUGUAGUAGCCUGGGACAUUAUAAUUGUCCUCAACAACAGAGAAAGAAUUGCUGCAAUUACAUAGCAAAUAAAAGAAUAAAUAUGGAGAACCCUUUUGAAAUUUGGGGUUUCUUUCAAUAUAUGUCUUUUAAAAGCUGGAGCUAUAAACAAAUAUGGAAAGUGUUACCUUCAGAGAGAUGAAAAUUGAAUUAUGUUUACAUUUGUUCUCUAAAGAGAAUGGUUGUGAAUGACUGUUGAGGCUGCCUGUUUCUCAUGUACACAAGUAUAUAUUCCUACUAGAACUCUCUCUCCCUCGGAGAAGAACUCAAAGAAUUUUUUUUAACAGGGAAUUCUACAAAAUAUCUGAAAUUAGUGUUUCAUUUCUGCUGUUUUCCUUCAGCAGAGGGUUUAACAGAGUCCUGGUUUAAGACUAUGUGGUACUGACACCUGGAAGGCAUAUUCACAGAACAAAGAAAUGCAGGACAUAAUCUACCCACAGAUCUCAAGAGCAGCCUGAACAUUUAUCAGAGGUAGAUGCAUAAAGAAGAGAGGGUAUGUGCUUUCUAUGCUCUGUGAAUUCACUUUUUAUAGUCAUGAGAGAGAGCUAAUUGCCAAGACAGGGCUUGCGCUGCAGUCUGUGCUUGAUCAGUGAUACAGCUGAGUAGCUGGUGUGUAACACUUCCUGGCAGAAGUUCUGUGGCCACCAGAAAAUGAUUUGUCAAGUAGCAAAGAUUAAGGAAGAGAGAAGGGGCUCUUGAAGAGGUUUCCUAACUCUCUGCUGGGUCCAUUGAUAAAAUCCCUAUGAAGUUCUGUAUGUUGAACUCCUUGAUGAUCUCAGUCGAGCAAUUCUCUGGUGUCAUGUGAAAGCUCAGCAUGAGAUAAAGGUUCCUGGGGACUUGUAGGCAAGUGUGGAGGGAGCAGCCUGCCAGUGCUGGUGUUUUGGCCUGAGAGACACAACUAUGGCUGCUACAGUGAACUUGGAGCUGGAUCCCAUUUUUCUGAAAGCUCUGGGCUUUUUGCACUCGAAGAGUAAGGACUCUGCUGAAAAACUCAAAGCACUUCUUGACGAGUCGUUGGCCAGAGGAACUGACUCAAGCUAUCGUCCCUCUCAGAAGGAAGUGGAGCAACCAAAAGUAUCUGUUACCAAACCCAUUAAGCAAGAGCCUAAAGCUUCAUCCAGUUUGCCUUCUGGCAACAACAAUGGCAAGCCCACUGCAUCAGAAAAGGUGAAAAAAGAAACAGAAAAGAGAUCUGCAGAUAAAAUGAAAGGGGAUCCUGCUGAAGGAGCUGAUGCACCAAAGAAGCCCAGAGUAGAGAAGCAAGAGGCUCGUUCCUCUCCUAUUACAGUUCAGACGAGCAAGGAUUUAUCCAUGCCUGAUUUAUCUAGCUUUGAGGAAACCAGUGCUGAUGACUUUGCCAUGGAAAUGGGAUUAGCCUGUGUUGUUUGCAGGCAAAUGACAGUUACUUUUGUGAAUCAGCUAGUGGAGUGUCAGGAGUGCCAUAAUCUCUACCACCAGGAUUGCCAUAAACCUCAGGUGACAGACAAGGAAGUGAAUGAUCCUCGACUUGUCUGGUAUUGUGCCCGCUGUACCAGGCAGAUGAAGAGAAUGGCUCAGAAGACACAAAAACCACCUCAAAAACCAGCUCCUGCAGUGGUUUCAGUUGCACCAGCUUUGAAGGAUCCAUUGGUCAAGAAACCAGAAAUCAAGUUAAAACCUGAGACACCACCAGCUUUUCUGGCAUUCAAGAGAACAGAAGUCAAGACCUCAGCGGCAGUUUCGGGGAACUCUGCCAGUACAAGUGUUUCCUCUUCAGCAACGAGUGGCCUUACAGGAUGGGCUGCUUUUGCAGCCAAAACCUCCUCUGCCAACCCAUCAGCUGCCAAACUGGGCUCGACAGCACAGAGUACCAGCGGGAAACCUGCAGCUUCUUCAAAUAGCCAGAAACCCGUGGGUUUGUCAGGGCUGGCGACUUCAAAAACAGGCCUGGGGGCCAAAAUAGCUUCUGCCAACAACAGCCCCAACCCGGUUCAGCUGAAGCCUCCCCCGCCACUGACCCUGGGAAAGACGACGCUGAGCCGCUCGGUGAGCAGCGACAACGUGAGCAAGGCCGGGCUGCCCAGCCCCAGCAGCGCCGGCCCCGGCUCCGGCAGCGGCAGCCAGGCCAGCGGGAACGGCAGCGCCGGCUCUGCGGGCAGCGGCACCGGCAAAGCCACGCCCGACACCGGCAGCCAGCCAGCGUCCCUGAAGGGCCCGACCUCGCAGGAGUCCCAGCUCAACGCCAUGAAAAGGCUACAGAUGGUCAAGAAGAAGGCUGCUCAAAAGAAGCUCAAGAAGUAGUCUGGCUGCUCGCUGAUGUUGUCAGCUGUGUUCUAUGAGAUAGCGGCAUCAGUGUUUUUCCUAAAGAAAAUACUCCAGCUACUGGACUGAAAGAGGUUAAAUCAGGGAAGCCCAAACCCUAUGUUAUACAGAAGGUCAAACUUUAAUAAUUCUGGUAUUCCUUCUGCCUUUGCAAAUCUGUGACUUGAAUGUGUUAAAAGAAUUCAUUAUUACAUGCUCCUAGUUUUGCAGCUCAAAGCACCAAAACUUGAAAUUGUAAAAGUUGGGUAUUUUUUGAUAUUAAAACCCCCACAUUUGUGUAGAUACUUAAUAAAUUGAACUUGCUGAAACUAUCA